This is a messenger RNA of Magnusiomyces paraingens, 1566 nucleotides long. RefSeq lists its product as uncharacterized. Gene Ontology annotation, molecular function: transmembrane transporter activity. The record is from RefSeq and is a predicted model, not a curated record. Gene Ontology annotation, biological process: transmembrane transport. Gene Ontology annotation, cellular component: plasma membrane. Lineage: Eukaryota; Fungi; Ascomycota; Dipodascomycetes; Dipodascales; Dipodascaceae. The transcript has 2 exons. The coding region runs from base 1 to 1566 and encodes 521 amino acids.
AUGACGGACCAAGUCGUUAAUUCACAACAUAAUCUUGAAAAGGAAUCUAUCGAUCAUGAUUCUUCCAUAAAUGAGGUGACUCAGGAAAAACUGGAAGCUCAAGGUUUUGAUGAAACUUCUCAAUUAAGACUGACACCUGAAGAACAAAAAAUUCGUAUUAGCGAACUUGCAGAAAAGUAUGGUGUUAAUGAGCGUAAACUCAUGCUGAAAUGCGAUUUACGCAUUGUUCCAGCAAUCUGUCUGCUUUAUCUUCUCGCAUUUUUAGAUCGAGUCAACAUUUCUAAUGCUAACGUUUAUGGUCUUGCAACAGAUCUUAACCUGCGUGGCCACGAGUAUAAUACUGCCUUGACUAUUUUCUUUGUUCCAUACAUUGUCUCUGAAAUUCCUUCAAAUUAUCUUCUAAAAAAGUUUAAGCCUCAUGUUUGGCUUACUAUUUGCAUGGUUCUUUUCGGAUGUGUCACCAUAGCUCAAGGCUUUGUUCGAAAUUUUGGUGGUCUUGUUGUCACUAGAUUUUUCCUCGGUCUCUGCGAAGCAGGUAUGUUUCCUGGUUGCUUCUAUCUUUUGUCCAUGUGGUACCGCAGAGAAGAAGCUCAAAAACGUUAUUCGUUUUUCUUUUCCUCCACUUGUCUUGCUGGUGCAUUCAGUGGCUUGAUUGCCGCAGGUAUCUGGCGGUUAGAUGGAAAAAGAGGUCUUGAGGGUUGGAGAUGGAUUUUUAUUAUUGAGGGCGCUGUUACAGUCUUCUGCGCUUUGCUAAUGUUUUUCUGUGUUUCUGACUUUCCUGAAGAUGCAUCUUAUCUCGAGGAAAAUGAACGUCUAUUUAUUAAAGAAAAGCUUGCUUUAGAUGUGGGCGACUCUUCUCAUGAUGUUAAAAUUACAUUCAAAGGCAUUCUUAGAGUUUUUAAAGAAUGGAAGAUUUGGUUUAGUGGUCUCAUGUACUUUUGCCUAAUUAUUCCUGCAUACGGUUAUGCUUACUUUGCUGCCGCUAUUGUCAAGUCAUUAGGACAUUCACCUCUCAAAACUCAAUUUUAUUCAGUCCCUCCCUGGGUCGUUGCUUUUGGUCUUUCCAUGAUUAUGGCUGUGUUCUCCGAUCGUUUAAGACACAGAUUCUCAUUUUCUUUUGUUUGCUGCUUAAUUGCAGCUGCCGGAUUUAUCAUGCUUUUGGCCAAUAAAACAAAUGUCCAUGUUCGUUAUGCCGGUCUCUUUUUAGCAGCUUCUGGUCUUUAUACAGCCAUGCCUAUUCUUGUUUGUUGGACAAACAUGAAUUUUUCAGGUCAUCAUCGAAAGGCUAUUUCUACGGCCUGGCAAGUAUCGUUCGGAAAUAUUGGUGGCAUCAUUGCAACGUUCUCUUUCUUAGCUAAAGAUGCCCCUCAUUAUAUCAAAGGUGUUUCCAUCGGCCUUGCCUUCUCUCUUCUGGCUGGUAUUUUGAUGAUUGGUUAUCUCCUGGGUUUAAUGUAUGACAAUAAAAAAAAGCGUACUCCUGAGGCUAUUGCCAAAUGGGAAAAUCUUUCACCAGAAGAAAAGAGAACAGCUGGUGACUUGAGUCCAUACUUUUUUUAUGACUAUUAA